AUGGCACGCCCUGACAAGAAUGAUGCAAUCCUUUGGCCCAUCCUCGCAGAUAAUAGAGACCCUGAAAGCCACCACUACAAGCUCAAACCAAGAAGAGACACGAUGCUGGAACAAGACAAUCACUCGCAUCCUUAUUGCGAGCAGAACAACAUGAAGGCAGCAUUCGUGCCAGUCGACUUUGCCCAUCCUUCCAAGCAAGCUGGACCAACCAUGUCUCUUGUGGAAGUAUUCCUGCGGCAAUCGCAUCAAGGUAUCUCCAACGCCAGAAGAAGCACAUCGACUGGCCAAGACGUCUCCAAGGCGCUUCCCCCGGAUUACAAGUAUCUCACACCAAGGCAGGAACAGCUUCCACUACCGACCAGUCCACCACCGCUGCCGCGUAGAUGCGCACUGGUUGACUUUGAUCAAUUGGGCAUGCCUGAUGACAUCCUGUUGCCUGCCUUGUAG
Seminavis robusta is the source of this 447-nucleotide messenger RNA. The record is from the annotation of a GenBank genome assembly. NCBI's taxonomy places the organism in Eukaryota, Bacillariophyta, Bacillariophyceae, Naviculales, Naviculaceae.